This is a messenger RNA of Paramecium primaurelia, 600 nucleotides long. The record is from the annotation of a GenBank genome assembly. NCBI's taxonomy places the organism in Eukaryota, Ciliophora, Oligohymenophorea, Peniculida, Parameciidae.
AUGAAACUUGAUAAAAAAAAGUAAUAGCCAUAGUAAAACCCAAAAAACAAUACAAAAAGUUCAAAAUAAUAAGUUAUUUAAAAACUCCCAGAUGAUAUGGUAUGAAUCAAAUUUGAAAUUAGGAAUCUGAAAUCAGAGAUUGUUUUAAUUUUUAUGAUCCUUAAAGAUCAGGUUAUAUUAAUCGAUAAAACUUAAGAUCAAUUCUAGGUAAUUUUGCUUUUAUCAAUAAAACUGUAAAAGAUAUAGAGGAGGAAAUUCAUGAUGUAGUUGAUGAGUAUAAUUUUAUUUUAUUUGAAUUAUAGGUAAAGAGAUAGUUUUUCAUUGAAGGAUGUUAUAAAUUUAAUUUAAAGAAGAUGGUUUGAAAAUAAAGGCAGAGAUGAAGAGAUAGAUGAAAUCUAUGAAUUAUUUGUUAAAAAGUAAAAUAAUUAUUUAUUAUGUAGAGAUCGUAAAAUUGGUUUGUCUGAAAUUAAAAAUGUCUUUGCUUAAUAUCUUGAUAUUUAAAUUAGUGAUUCAGAUAUACUUGAAUUUAUAUAAGAUGCAAGCAAGGGUAAAGAUGCUAUGACUAAAGAUGAUUUAGCAUCUAAAAUGAAUUAUAUUUGA